Messenger RNA from Carassius auratus (goldfish), 3125 nucleotides. Its product is annotated as neuritin-like protein. Gene Ontology annotation, biological process: neuron projection extension; nervous system development. Gene Ontology annotation, cellular component: plasma membrane. The record is from RefSeq and is a predicted model, not a curated record. Bases 238 to 780 code for a protein of 180 amino acids. Lineage: Eukaryota; Metazoa; Chordata; Actinopteri; Cypriniformes; Cyprinidae. The transcript has 3 exons.
GCUACUGACGUUAUCAUUAUGUAAUGUUUUCUGAUGACUUAUUAAUGAAAGUGUAUGUAGACCAGCGUAUAGUAAUGCGUGAGUGAAAUGAAAAGUUGUGCUCGAGACAAACCUCCGUUGAGCAGACAGUCAGUCGUGUUUUCCCGCAGCCUCCUCCCCUUUACUACAAGAUACGCGCGCUAGUGAAUCAUUCAUCACUCCAGCGCAAUGCGAGCUGAUGCUCUGAGUUUCUAUUAAAUGAACACACAUCUGACUGAACUCCCUUCAGUUUCUGUGCACUGGGAUCUGUUCAGGAUGACACCUCUCCUCUGCAACGCCUGCCUCAUCUUGCCUGUUGCUUUACAUCUGCUGCUUGUUCCCAGCCCAUGCUCUGCUGCAGCCACAAAGAAGUGCGGCUCCAUCUAUAAAGGGUUUGCCCAGUGUCUGCUUGCCCUAGGAGACAGUCUGUCUGUCAGCUCCCAAAAAGACGAGGAUACGCAGGAGAUCGACUCUAUUUGCAAAUCCUGGGAUGAUUUUCAUGACUGUGCAAAUGUGGCCAUGGCCGGCUGCCCUGAGGAGGCUGCUGUGGUGUGGGAGUCUCUGAGACAAGAGUCCAAAAAGAUGCAGUUUUCUGGAAACCUGUAUGAGAUGUGCUCCAGUCGUAGCCAAUCAGCAGCUGCCUCGGAUUCCCAAAGCCCCGAUGAGACCAAUCAGGAGUCGUUAAAGGGAUGCGCUAGUCAUACAAGCCUGACCUUUCUGACCUUCUGUUUGUCUGUGCUACUACUGUUUCCAUGGAUAUAAUCGCAUCUCAAGACUCACCUCAGCGUACAAAUAUUCAGCACAUAGACAACAAUACUGACUGGUUUGGUCCUGACAUUUUCAUGUAGUAGAAUAAGAUUCAUUUUAUGCUUCGAAUCCAGCUUUUUAGAACAAAAAGAAUGUCAUGCAACUAACACGUGUUUUCAGGUCCCAAUGCUUGCUUUUAUUAUUUAUGUUUAUCUAAAAUCAUCUUCAGAUAGCAAACUACAUUUUAAGCACACAUCUCAAUCAUAGAAGGACCAAAAUGCGCUUCACGGUCUCCAGGCCUGAUGAGGACGAAAUAAAGACAUUUCCAAACGUUCGAACCCCUUCAUCUAAGAGGAGAUGAAAUGAAGGUCUACUGCAAUACAUUGUCACAUCGGCGAGCUAUGAGUAUCAAAGCAAUUUAAAGAGCCCUAAAAAAUGUUAUUAUUUCACUCUGUGGUGUAAUCUUCUUUUGUAGGACCCUGAGAGGAUUAAGCUGAAGGAUUACACCAAAUAAAAGUAAAUCUAAGUAACGUGGCUCACCUACAGGCUUGUCAGACGUUGUUGUGUGUAGUCUGAACGCCUCUGGGUGAUGGUUUAAAAACCUAGUUUAUUAAUGACGGGUUUAUUGAUUCAGUUUAACGAACAGCACAGCAUUACGCUUUAAGGUGUUUUUGUAAGUCUGUAGCAGUAUGGAACUGCUGUUCAUUUGAUUUUGGUUGGAGUACUGUGUACAUAUUGUAUAGUCUUACAUUAUACAUUCCUCAUAGCUACUCUUUUUUUAUUUUUUCAAAUAUGUGUAUUUGUAAUGACACAAGAUGGAUUCGCUUCAAAAAAAUCAUGAUGGUGCAGUAAUGUAAAUAUGACCGAUAAGCUGUAAAGAAAAGCUUUAUGUAUAUCAUUUAGUGCAUAAUGAACAGAUGAGGCAAAUCAGUGGAGGUGAACGCAUUAACAUCAAUGUAUUCAUACAUGACUUUGUGUGUAAACUGCUCCGCUCAGCGGAUUCCUCAGUCAGUGUGUUUUAUGUUUAAUUUUUAGGCUUAAUUGGCAAUCAACCAUGUUUGCCAAUGCAGUGAACUUAUUAAGGAGGGCAAAAGCCAUUUAUUUAGUCAGAAAAAAAACAGGGGUGGGUUGCCGCUUAUGUCUCAAAUUUCGCUUUUGUGUGGUAGACUGGCUAUCAACACAUGCUUUUCUUUGAUUCCAGAUCCAAUUCCACUAUUGUCAUAACCAGUUAAUAAUGAAGUACAAUCUAAUGAAAUAAUAUAGUAAGGGCUAAUAUGUACAAAUUGAAGUGUACAUCACUCCUUGCUACAUAGAGCUCAUUAAUACCUCCCUUAUUAAUAAUAUUGAAUAAUAUAUGGAGACAGUUAUAAUUUGUUUGACAGAUGCAUUUUAUGAAUCGCAUGUAAAACAAUUGUUUUCUUUUGAUAUUAUAUAUUGCUGAUCGCACACUCAUUUGAAGCUGUGCCCUGAUCUCUACAAAAAAAAAAAAGGUCUUCUAAAAUUUGUUCAAGGUGUCUAAAAGAAUAAUUUAAAUGCUUCUUGUUCUCUGUCUGUCUGCACAAUUAUUUGCUAUACAUACCUAUAUAUUCUAUACAUUAUAUAAAUAAAACUAUUGCUGUUACAUAAAUAAAAGGUGCUGGUCAACUAGUUGAAAGUAACUGUCCUGGUAAUUUUCUGCCAGUACAUAAUCCGUUUUUUUUUACAGGAUUUUUUUUUUACAGUGUGGGAUUUCCCCGUUUUAUUUAUUUUUUUAAAUCUAUGCCCUGUUAUAUAUACAUAUAAAAAUGUAGCUGUUUUUUACAGCUAGCAGACAGUGUGUAAAUCUCUUGUUCUCACUUUCUGGAUGGCAUUUUGUUAUUCCUCUUCCAGAUAUGAAUAUUUCAUGUGUCACAGGUGCCUCUGUAAACACAGACACAGCUUCACUUAGCAGAUGGAGGUUACCUCGCAACACAGCUGAAUCCUGCUCAUAACUUACACAUAAACACUCAGCGGUGGUAUGAGAACAAGCAUUUUUGUGGGCAUUACUAUGUAACAUUUCUCUUGAAAUCAUGAAUUCUGUAUGUACAGAAAACAUGAAGAAAUGUGCAGUUGAUUUUAUUGGCACAACUCAGUACAACUUUGGCUCGUGUUGUAGUAGGGCAGCUAGAAUAGGCCUACUUAUCGAUGUUUGUGUACUCUGAUGAUAUAUGGUAAUCCACUAACAGUUUAAAGAGUUAUGGGGAUGCGCCAUGGUUUUAUUGCUCAUAAUGUGUUAUGUUUACGUGGGCUUUUUAAUUGCAAUUGCUUAUUAUUUUUCUUCUUCCCUUUUAUUACUCUGUCGUCUGUGUCAGCAUACUUAACAUAAGGCAAAAUUCUGUGGC